Adineta steineri is the source of this 3066-nucleotide messenger RNA. NCBI's taxonomy places the organism in Eukaryota, Metazoa, Rotifera, Eurotatoria, Adinetida, Adinetidae. The record is from the annotation of a GenBank genome assembly.
AUGAAGUUAUUAAGUGGUUCACCGUUAGUUGACAGAUCACAAACAAUUAGUAUAUCAUCACUGGAUUGGACUGAAUGUUUAGAUAAACGACCUACGGAUCGUACAAGUGAUGAUCUUGAUAUAAUAUUUUCUCGAUUAAAAGAAGUGAAAGCUUUUGAAAAAUUUCAUCCAUUACUUAUUCAACAACUUUGCUAUUACAGUUAUUUUGAAAAUUUAGAAAAGGGUGUUACACUUUUUCGCACUGGAGAUCUUGGUGCUAAUUGGUUUGCUAUUCUAAGUGGAAAUGUUGAUGUAUGUGUUCCAUCAGAAAAUGGAAAAGGUCAUACACUCAUUUGUACACUUGGAGCAGGUGCUGCUUUUGGUGAAUCAAUUUUAUAUGAUACACCUCGAAAUGCUACAAUAAUAACAUCAUCAUCAGUUAUGCUUCUACGAGUUGAACAAAAAGAUUUUAAAAUCUUAUGGGAGCGUAAUAAACAAUAUCUACAUGGAGUAAUUACAAGUCUAAGUCAAUUAACAAGUGCUAUAGAUCCAAAACGACGUGAAUCAGAAUUUGAUCCAUCGCUUAUACCUCAUGUAGCAACUUCAAAACUUUUAAAAGAUGAUCCAACUCGAAAUCCUGCAUUACCAAUUGUACCUAAUACAUCUGUUCGAAUUCAACAUGCAGCUUAUGUUUUACGAUCAUGUAUACUUGGUAGAGCUCAACAAAUGAUUCGUGAUCGUAAAUAUCAUUUAAAAAUGCAUCGAAGUUGUUUAGUUGGCUCAGAAAUGGUUGAUUGGCUUAUACAUCAAAGUCCAAUUCUUCAUUCACGUAGUCAAGCUGUGGGCAUGUGGCAAGCUUUACUUGAAGAAGGAGCUAUUGCUCAUGUAUCACAAGAGCAUUAUUUUAAAGAUAAGUAUUUAUUUUAUCGUUUUUCUGGUGACGAAGAAGGACCAUUAAUAAGACCUAGUGAUAUUGAAUUGAUUGAAUGUGAAGAACAAUUAACUGAUGUUAUUCUUACAUUAACACAAAUUGGACCUGAUGCAAUGUUACGAAUGAUUUUAAGAAAAUUACCACAUGAGAGAACAAUCGAUGAUUUAGAAAUAAUCUAUGAUGAAUUAUUACAUGUAAAAGCAUUAUCACAUUUAUCAUCUCUUGUUAAACGUGAAUUAGCUGGUGUAUUAAUAUUUGAAGCACAUCCAUUUAAAGGAGAAGUUUUAUUUACACAAGGAGGUGAAAGUAAAUCAUGGUAUAUUAUAUUAAAAGGUUCAGUUCAAUGUGUUGUUUAUGGUAAAGGUGUUGUUGAAAUAUUUCAUGAAGGUGAUGAUUUUGGUAAAUUAAAUUUAGUUAAUAAUUCUCCAAGAACAACAACAAUUAUUUUGAACGAAGAUAAUACACAUUUUCUUCGUGUUGAUAAAGAUGAUUUUGAUCGUAUACUUCGAGAUGUUGAAGCUAAUACAAUUAAAAUAAAAGAAUUUGGAAAAGAUGUUCUUAUUCUUGAUAAAGUUCCAAUUAAUGUUAAAACAAUCGAUGGAACAUAUCAAGUUUAUUAUAAAUAUUUUGUUAUGUCUGGUACAAGUGAAAAAAUGCUUGAACAUUUUCUUGAAACAUAUAUAUGUGUAACUUACGAAGAAGGUGAUACAAGUCUUGAUGAUUUUCUUUCGACCUAUGUUAUCUUUAUGCCAAUAAAUCAGAUAUGUGCAAGAUUAUUAUCAAUAUAUAAAGCUAAACCACAAUCACGUUUAGGUGAAAAUAUUGAUUUAGUUUUACAACAAAAAGUUAAAGUUAUAAGAUUUAUACUUGAAUGGUAUGAUGUUUCAAGAGAAACAUUUUUUGAAGAUCCAAAAAUAAAUGUUUUUCUCGACGAUUUACAUCAAUUAAUUCGUGUAGAUAUGAAAAUUUUUUCACAAUUAAAAGAAGAAAUUAAAUUAAUUGAAGCAAUUAUUGAAAACGAUACAGAACAUAAAGAAAUACGGAAAAGUAAAUUACCAUGGAAACAGCGAAAUAGUAUUGAUAAACCAAAAAUGAUUCGACCAUCAAAUGAUGUUAUUUUUAAAGUUUAUUGUGCUGAUCAUACAUAUACAACAAUGAAAAUGAGAAUUGAUACACCAGCAUCAAAAAUUAUAAAAGUAGCGGCUGAUAAAUUAGGUUUACGCUGUGAUCAACCAGAUGAUUUAAAAUUAUGUGAAGUUAAAUCAACCGGAGAACGAACUAUAUAUAAAGAAAGUGAUUUAAGUAUUUCAUAUGGUUUAUCAUUAAAUGGACGUCUCUUUUUGGCUCCUGCUGAUCAUCUUGAUGCUCUGGUACCUUUACCUGAACAAGAAGGUUUAUCUCGAGGAACAUGGCUAAAACUAGAAAUGUUUGGUUCAAAAGAAUUAGCUUAUGCAAUAACAAUGUAUGAUUAUGAAUUAUUUAUGGCAAUUAAUCAGCAUGAACUUCUCUAUCAAGUUUUUGGUCGAUAUAAAUAUGGAAAAAUUACUGCUAAUUUAGAUAUAUUUAUGAGACGGUUUAAUGAAAUACAAUUUUGGGUUGUAACUGAAAUAUGUUUAACACCAAGUCCUGGUAAACGUGUACAACUUUUAAGAAAAUUUAUUAAACUUGCAUCUUAUUGUAAAGAAUUUCGAAAUUUAAAUGCAUUUUUUGCUAUUGUUAUGGGUUUAAGUAAUAUUGCUGUUAGUCGAUUAUCAUUAACUUGGGAGAGAUUACCAAGUAAAAUCAAACGUAUGUUUUCAGAAUUCGAAACUUUAAUGGAUCCAUCACGUAAUCAUCGAGUUUAUCGGUCAACAUUAACAAAAAUGACACCACCAAUUAUACUUUUUAUGCCACUUUUACUAAAAGAUUUAACUUUUAUUCACGAGGGAAAUAAAACAUAUUUAAUUGAAGGUUUAGUUAAUUUUGAAAAAAUGAGAAUGUUAUCGCAUACAAUGCGUACAAUGAAAAUCUGUCGUAGUCAAGCAUUACAAUUACAAGCACCUCAAGGCGCAAAAAAUAUGUCUGAAAUUGAAGAAUAUGUUCGAGAAAUGCAUGUUAUCGAUAAUCAACGUAUUCUCAAUCAAUUAUCUAAUAAAUUAGAACCACGGCAAACCUAA